Pterocles gutturalis (yellow-throated sandgrouse) is the source of this 2046-nucleotide messenger RNA. It is a transcript of the gene CHST10, whose product is annotated as carbohydrate sulfotransferase 10. Gene Ontology annotation, biological process: proteoglycan biosynthetic process; carbohydrate biosynthetic process. Gene Ontology annotation, cellular component: membrane. The transcript is spliced from 5 exons. Lineage: Eukaryota; Metazoa; Chordata; Aves; Pterocliformes; Pteroclidae. The record is from RefSeq and is a predicted model, not a curated record. The coding region runs from base 18 to 1106 and encodes 362 amino acids. Gene Ontology annotation, molecular function: sulfotransferase activity.
GCAGCUUUGUAUGGCUCAUGUCUGACAACAUGCACCACCAGUGGCUGCUGCUAGCUGCAUGCUUUUGGGUGAUAUUCAUGUUCAUGGUUGCUAGCAAGUUUAUCACAUUGACUUUUAAAGACCCAGAUGGCUACAGUGCCAAGCAAGAGCCACUGAUACUGACAGCUGUGACAAAAUUGGAGGAGGUACGUGUGCCAGAGGAAAAACAUUGGCCUGAAGAAUUCCAGCCAACUGGAAAAGCUUUUUCUGCAAAUCUGAUCCGCCAGCCCCUGGUUCAUAUGGAAAGAUUUGAGCUUCUCAGGAAUGUCUGCAGAGACACUGCGUUGAGAAAUCUCUCUCACACUGCAGUUUCCAAAUUCGUCUUGGACCGAAUAUUUGUGUGUGACAAGCACAAGAUCCUGUUUUGUCAGACGCCAAAAGUGGGCAACACUCAGUGGAAAAAAGUCUUGAUCGUUUUAAAUGGAGCAUUUUCUUCCAUAGAAGAGAUCCCAGAAAAUAUUGUACACGACCAUGAGAAGAAUGGCCUUCCACGCUUGUCCUCCUUCAGUGACUCUGAAAUUAAAAAACGACUGAAUUUAUACUUCAAGUUUUUUAUUGUUAGAGAUCCAUUUGAAAGACUUAUUUCUGCAUUUAAAGACAAGUUUGUGAACAAUCCUCGGUUUGAACCUUGGUACCGGCAUGAAAUUGCUCCUGGCAUUAUUCGUAAAUACAGAAAGAAUCGCACAGAGACCAAAGGACUGCAGUUCGAGGAUUUUGUGCGCUAUCUGGGUGACCCUAAUCACCGAUGGCUGGAUGUUCAGUUUGGUGACCACAUCAUUCAUUGGGUAACAUAUGUGGAACUCUGCGCCCCCUGUGAAAUCACAUAUAGUGUGAUUGGACACCAUGAAACCCUGGAGGACGAUGCUCCGUAUAUCUUGAAAGCAGCUGGCAUAGACCAUCUGGUAUCAUACCCCACAAUUCCACCAGGCAUAACAGUGUACAACAAAACAAAAGUAGAGCGGUAUUUUUCGGGAAUUAGCAAGAGAGACAUAAGACGCCUCUAUGCACGGUUUGAAGGAGAUUUUAAACUGUUUGGUUAUCGGGAGCCAGACUUCUUGCUUAACUGACACCUAGGAUAAGGUCUGAAGAAGUGUCUCAUGGCUUGAUCUAAACCUGCGUGAAUACCACCUGCAACACUGACAGAGCUGAGAAUGACCAUUUGUUUUCUAUCUUUUUGAUGUUGCUCCAUUUUUCAGUGAAGUAUUUGUCACAUGAACAAGUAGGGGCUUCUAGUUGUUGUUUUCUGACCAUGUUUUCAAUAUGUGACAUUGCAAUUGAAGUCUCUGUUAUCUGAAAUACAGAAUUCUGCUUCUCCCCUCUUCCCUCCUGGAAAAAAGAGAGUGAACGAAUGGGCUAUGGUCUUCCCCUCCUUCUCCCAGACAGAAUGCCGUUUUUAAAGUGUUGUGAAGUAUUUAUAAAGAUGGCAGUUUCACUGUAGGUUAACUCUGACAUGUGGGUGAACUUGAUGAUUCAUGCUCAUGAGAAAGGCAUAUAGUCUCCCAUGAGCUUUGAAAAUGAGAGGCCAGUACAGGACUAAAAAUUGAUUAUAUGCUUGACAAAAUCAUCUAGGUUCUGUCAUGUGGCUGCUAUAAUAACAGUAAUACUGAUCUAAUUCCAUUCUUGUUUGUCACAAAAUGAACCUAAAAGACAGAAGCUUUAGAAGUGUUAAAAAAGGGACUGGUUUCAGAGCCCAGUGAUCUUUGUAUUUUUGUCAAGUGUUUACUGUACUUACUACUGAUCUAUUGAGCCUCAUAAUUAUGCUUUUGAUUUUCAAGAUAUUACUUAACUCCCAGCUGUGUAAGUUUUCUGAGAAUAUCAGAUGCAAAUGGAGCAUAGAAGAAAUGUGAAACUGCUAGGGAAACUUCAAGGAAAAUUAAUUUAAAAUAAAGUAUUAAUUGUAUUUGUGGGAGCACAUGUAGAAUCAUGAGAUGCUCUCAUAGAAUUUAACUUGUUUUGUCUUCUAACAGUUAAGAUUAAUAAAGAAGCCACAAAAGCAGGAUGUCAUAU